AUGGAACUUCGGGUUAGGUCGGGAAGAGAAGGGGAGGAGAGUAGGCAGAACCAGGGCAGCCCUAAUGCCUGCAUAACCAAAGAUAUAAAAGUGCUGCUUGCUGAAACAAUAAACGGAAUCACUCACCACCUUCGGCUCCCUCCCUAUUCAUUGUCCGAGAGAUCAGGCCCUUUGCUAGGUUGCAAGUUGGGUGUUGGGACAGAGGACCUCAACAAGUGGCGCCCAGACGUGGGGCAAUUACACGGUGGAGCCACAGCGUGUGCACCCAUGAUCCCCAAGGUGCCUCCUUCCGAGAAGAGGACGGAGAAGAGCAGGAGGGAAGACUACGAGUAUGCACAGCCUUGGGUCAGGUUCAAAAUUCUCAGCGAGAAAGGCUUCAUUUUCUCAUCUCCGAGGCAACCCAGUUUCAAAGCUGGUGAGUCCCUAGCUUCCACUUGCUCCAAUCUAAUUUUUAAGGUAGUAUUUUCUUCAGUGGUCUUUUGGACCUCCUUUUCCUUUUGUCCUGCAUUAGAAUUUCUCAUCUCCUUGUAUCACUGUGACAAGAAACCCUUGUGCCCUGAUGUACCAUUUACCAAAGCCACAGCACCCACAGAAGCUGAUCUGCAAAUUAAAAAAAUCAGGGAGCGGCUAGACCAGUUCAUUCCACAUAGGCCAUUCUCUCAUAUCAGCAGCACCACGAGUGCAGCCCACAGUGUGGCCACUAUCUUUAAUGCCAAAACCACCUACUGCAGAGGGGAUCAGCUAGAUAUUCUCCUGGAGGUGAGAGACUUCUUGGGGCAAAGGAAGAAAUAUGGAGGGGACUUCUUAAUGGCCAGGAUUUCUUCCCCAGAUCUAAAGGCAGGGGCUUCAGGAAGAGUGACUGACUUUAACAAUGGCACCUACCUUGUCAGCUUCACUUUAUUCUGGGUGGGCAGAAUCUCUGUGUCUCUUCUGCUCAUCCACCCCAGUGAAGGGGUGUCUGCCCUCUGGAGAGCAAGGAAUAGGAGCUAUGAUAAGGUGAUUUUCACAGGCCAGUUUGCCAGUGGCUCAUCCCGGGUCUUCACUGAAUGUGGCCUUGUUUUAAACACAACUGCUGAACUGUGUCAGUACCUGGACCCUCGAGACCAAGAAGCCUUCUACUGUGUGAAACCUCCACAAGUGUCCUGUGAUGCACUGACCUACCUGAAAUCUAAGAAUAAGGCAGUUUCUUAUCUCAGCAACCUAGAGAAGAGACUCUUUGUCAGGUCCAAGAUGGGAAUGGAAAUUAUGAAGAACUUUAAUUCCAUUGAAGUUUCAAGUUGUAACAACCAAAAGGCACCAGUGGCAGAGAGAUGCAAGCUUGACCUGAAGUCCUCAAUCCCUGAUGGAUAUGUCUGGAACAACACGUGGAAUCUGUUCUCCUGCAAUUUGUCCCAGUUCCAGACCGAGACUGAAAUAAAAGAUUGUCUGAAGGGGAAGCUCAUUUAUAUAAUAGGAGACUCCACGACCCGUCAGUGGAUGAUGUACUUCACAAAAAAAAUCGAGACACUGAAGUCCAUUGACCUCCAUGGAUAUGGGAAACUCCGUCGUCAACUGGUUGUGGACUUGGAAAAGAACAUCUGCAUUCAGUGGCAAAGACAUGGCUACCCUUUGGUUGGCUCACACAGCUACUCAGCAAAAGAGAAUGAGUACCUCGCCCGUGUCAUUGACAGGAUACCAGGAGACAGAAACACUAUUAUUGUCUUUUCUCUGGGCCAACACUUUAGAUUCUUCCCCAUUGACAUCUUUAUCCGAAGGGCCAUUAAUGUUCAUAAGGCCAUUGAACGCUUGUUCCUGAGAAGCCCAGACACCAAAGUAAUCCUUAGGGGUGAAAAUACCAGGGGAAUUAAUAAUGAUCCUGAGAGAGUUAGUGACUUUCAUGGUUAUAUCCAGUCUUUGGUUUUGAAAGACGUUUUCCAGGAUCUAAGUGUGGGCAUCAUUGAUGCCUGGGACAUGUCCAUUGCCUAUGGCAGUAAUGAUGUCCAUCCACCUGCAUAUGUGAUUGGGAAUCAGAUUAACAUGUUCUUAAAUUAUAUUUGCUAG
Trichosurus vulpecula (common brushtail) is the source of this 2040-nucleotide messenger RNA. RefSeq names its product NXPE family member 4-like. The record is from RefSeq and is a predicted model, not a curated record. The coding region runs from base 1 to 2040 and encodes 679 amino acids. The transcript is spliced from 6 exons. NCBI's taxonomy places the organism in Eukaryota, Metazoa, Chordata, Mammalia, Diprotodontia, Phalangeridae.